This is a messenger RNA of Perca flavescens (yellow perch), 1692 nucleotides long. It is a transcript of the gene rgs7a, whose product is annotated as regulator of G protein signaling 7a. Lineage: Eukaryota; Metazoa; Chordata; Actinopteri; Perciformes; Percidae. Gene Ontology annotation, cellular component: cytoplasm; plasma membrane; neuron projection. The record is from RefSeq and is a predicted model, not a curated record. Bases 228 to 1607 code for a protein of 459 amino acids. Gene Ontology annotation, molecular function: GTPase activator activity. The transcript is spliced from 18 exons. Gene Ontology annotation, biological process: regulation of G protein-coupled receptor signaling pathway; intracellular signal transduction; positive regulation of GTPase activity.
AGACAGCGAUAGAUAGAGAGCUUUACCACGCCAAGUGUCCACCGAAUGUCUGCCUCUUCACGUUGCCAAUGAACAAACCUCGCAUUCCUAUGUCUGCCAGUUGACAUACUGAACACGAAGGACCAGGCUUCCACCUCUGCAAGGAUUCAGGACUCCUUUAGCGGGUUGCGCGGUUUUUCUUUUCAGGAGCACCUGACAUUUCCUGUGGCAGAUUUACUCACUGGAUCAUGGCACAGACCAACAGUGGUGGGCAGGGGACCAACGGGGUAGCGGAUGAGUCCCCCAAUAUGAUAGUGUACAGAAAGAUGGAGGAAGUAAUAGCACGCAUGCAGGAUGACAAAAAUGGCAUUCCCAUCCGAACAGUGAAAAGUUUUCUAACCAAGAUCCCCAGUGUUUUUUCAGGUUCUGAAAUUGUACAGUGGAUGAUCAAGAAUCUGGACAUCGAAGAUCAAGUGGAGGCUCUUCACCUAGGAACUCUGAUGGCUGCACAUGGUUACUUCUUCCCCAUCUCAGACCACGUCCUCACUCUCAAAGAUGAUGGUACUUUCUAUAGGUUUCAGACUCCAUACUUUUGGCCAUCAAACUGCUGGGAACCAGAAAACACAGACUAUGCUGUUUACCUCUGCAAAAGAACAAUGCAAAAUAAAGCACGUCUGGAGCUUGCAGACUAUGAAGCGGAGAGCUUAGCAAGGCUACAGAGAGCUUUCGCCAGGAAAUGGGAGUUCAUUUUUAUGCAAGCAGAAGCACAAGCGAAAGUGGAUAAGAAAAGAGACAAAAUUGAGAGGAAAAUUCUCGACAGUCAGGAAAGAGCAUUCUGGGACGUGCACAGACCAGUGCCAGGAUGUGUGAAUACAACAGAAGUUGACAUAAAGAAGUCAUCCAGAAUGAAAAAUCCCCACAAAACCAGAAAGUCUGUGUAUGGGCUGCAGAAUGAUAUCCGUACCCACAGCCCAACCCACACCCCCGCCCCAGAGGCCAAGCAGCCUACAGAAGAAGAACUGCAGGAACAGAUCACAUUUUGGCAAUUACAAUUAGACAGGCAUCGACUGAAAAUGUCCAAAGUGGCGGAGAGUUUGCUGGCCUACACAGAGCAGUACGUCGAAUACGACCCCUUCCUCACGCCUUCAGAUCCAUCCAAUCCAUGGAUCUCAGAUGAUGCCACACUUUGGGAGCUUGAAGCCAGUAAGGAGCCAGGCCAGCAGAGGGUAAAGAGGUGGGCUUUCGGCAUCGAUGAGGUUCUCAAAGAUCCAGUGGGGAGAGAGCAGUUCCUCAAGUUCCUGGAGUCUGAGUUCAGCUCAGAGAAUCUCAGGUUCUGGCUAGCGGUCCAGGAACUAAAGAAACGUCCCAUCAGAGAAGUUCCAACCCGGGUUCAAGAGAUCUGGCAGGAGUUUCUGGCCCCCGGAGCACCCAGUGCCAUCAACGUGGACUCCAAGAGCUACGACAAAACCACCCAGAAUGUCAAAGAUCCUGGACGCUACGCUUUUGAGGAUGCACAGGAACACAUCUACAAAUUGAUGAAGAGUGAUUCUUACAGCCGUUUUAUCCGCUCCAGUGCCUACCAGGAGUUAUUACAGGCCAAGAAGAAGAAAAGUAAGAACUUGUUCUGAAGGCUCUCGCUUCCAGCGCAAGGGAAAGCACUAGGACCCAAGAGGCUGACCAGUCGUGUGCCAUCAUGCUAAAAUCAAUGCCAUC